AUGGGCAACUCGUCGUCGUCGGGUGGCCUGACCCUCAGAAAGUCCUCAUCCACGUUCAGGGAAGACCCGAAACUCCGUCGUACCUCCAGAUCAGUCCGAGUUCCCUCAAAUAACCGACUGUCCGCCAAAAUCCCCGUCAAAAACACGCUGUCGUCGCAGUUGACGGGUACGGAAGAGACGAAACAUGAGGAUAUUCAGAAGAGUCAUUCCAUGUACGAGCUGAGGAAGAAGAGCAAUGCGAGUGGGUUGAGUCAGCAAGGGUCGAUCCGACUGUUAACGCCUCAGGGCAAUGGGUCGAGCGAUGGGUCCGAAGCUGAGUAAGUUUGAGGAAAAUAAUGAAAAAUUGAAAAAAAAAUGAAACUGAGAGUUUUAAAAUGUUUCAUCAUUGUGUCAGUUAUCGUAUUUUACGAAUUUCAAUUUUUAAAAAUUUUUCAAAAAUUCCAUAAUAUCUCAAAAAAUUUAAAAAAUUUCGCACUGUGCAAAAAAUUUUUUUCGCACAGCGAAAUUUUUAGCCUUUAAAAUUUGGUUCCAUAUUUUCCAUCAUCACGGAAAAAGUAAAGCAAAUUAUAAACUCAAAUCUACAUGUUUACAUUAACUCUGUGAAUAAUCUUACGUUCCUAAUCCCUUUUUACUAAUCCCUUUUAUCUUUUUUUCCAAAGCAGAUUUUCAAGGGAUUUGCAAUGAUGAGAAAAAAAACUGUUGUGAUAAAAAACAUGUAGUCAUUUUACCGUUUAAUCAUCGCACUUUCGAAAAAAGAUCAUCAUUAAAAAAUAGUUAAAUUUGAAAUUAGAGGUAUGGCCUACUUAGGACGUAUUUUAAAAAUUUUUAUUUCUAAGAUUAAAAAAUUUUUUGGAAAUAUUUGAUUUUACCAUGCUUCUGGUGUUUUAAAUCAAUCGAUUUUUCGGAUUUUUGCCGUUUUCUCAAGCAGUUUUUUUUCAAAAUUUCUUCAAAAACCGCUUGAAAACUACUUUGCAAAACAACUUACGGUCCUAUUCUUAGACCUAGGCCACGCCCUUUGGUAAUUGCAAGUCUGGGCCGGAUCCUCGUCGAUUCCGGCCCAAAAACAAUUUAUUUUCGGGUUUGCGUCAAUGCGAACAUUUUCCAACUGAUGCGAUGGGAGAAACAGUGGUUUUUCCAAGCCUAGAACAGCCGGCAAAUUGAUUAAUUUCGGAUCAAAAAGUCAACAAGAUGGAUGAAAAAACACCAAUUAGAAAAUUGUAUUUUUUUGGAUUUUUUUCAAUUUACAAAUUGAGAAACAAUAAAAUUUUUAAGAUUUUUUAUAGAUCAACAAAUAAAAAAAUUCCCAAUUGUAUUUUUUUGCCUCAAAAAAUAUAAAAAAAUGUUUAAAAGGCCGAUAAAUUGAAAUUAAUCAAAAUUAUUUCAAACCUGUUUUAAAUUUAUGCCAGAUGGCUAGACCAACCAUCCGCUAUGACUUCCGAACAAUCUUUAUGACGAUUUUUAACUACUUUUUUAAUAGAAACUUCAUGGAUUUGUUAGGAGAUCAACCGGUCGAUAUAACAUAGCCGACGUAUUUUACCCUACGAUUGACACAUAAACCGCAAAAAAAAACAAAAAAAAACGCGCUUUGCAGACAUGAUAUAAUGUUCUCGCCGAUUUUUCUCGCCCAUAGAAUAUGCAAAAUUCAAAAGGCAGUGAUAGAGAAACAUAAUUUUUGGACAUUCUCUACUCAUUUCGCAUGGAGAAGCUUGAUUUUUUUUUGUAGAAAAGUUAAUCCGUCCGGUAGAAAUCAGUCUGAAAUCUUUCAUACAUAAAAGUUCCAUGAAACAUAUAGAAUUUCUACCAAAAGUUUUGGACUAAAAAAUCAGAUGCUUCUGCAAAGCACGAGCUAGAAAUCUCGCAUUUGCUUUGAAAAAUAAGAAUCUAGAUUUGUGCCAGGAUUCAUGAAAAGCUGAGUGUUGCAAUUUCCACUAAAACUUCGUUUUCCCAAACAAAAGUCAUCGACGAUAUGAACGAAAAGUUUUUUUUCUCUAACCUCUAACCUCAUUUUCUAUAGUCUAUAGGUAGCAGUAAUUUUCGAAAAUUUUCUUUCAGUCUAUGCACAAAUCUCAAAUCCAAUUUUCAGUGUAACCGCCACGUUAAUGAACAGUAAAUUUGCUGCCACCUCAAUCUACCCCUCCAUGUGUCGACAGAAAUCGUUUCGCCGCUUGGAUCCGACGCAUCCCCUAAGUCCCUCGGGCCGAGAAAUCGUGCGCACCUGCUUCGAGAACCCCCAUUUGGAUUUGGGGAAUCGGAUUUGCUCAAGGGUCUUUGAACGACGCCCCGACUUUCAGCGGUUCAUCGCGAACAUCGGAAAGGACAAAUGGCCGUUGAUCACGAAUAACCUGCAAAAUUAUUUGGAGGAGGUUGUUGUGAAUGUAAGUUUAGGGCUUCUAAUCUACUUUUAUGGGUAUUUUCAUAUCAAAUUUUGCGGAAUCUAUAGUUACAGUAACCCUCAAAAUUAAUUUUCUUUUGCGAUUUUGGGUUUCGAAAAAUUAGUGUUAGCUGCUGGUGGGCAGUACAAUAUUCUGAAAAAAAUGAAUUUUUUUCAGCUAAAUUUGCAGAGGAAUAAGCGAAAAGUCUUUUUAUUUUUGUCGCCCUCCGCAUUUUGUGUGGUCUCUCGGAAAAAUGAUUGCCUAAUAUCUCAGCUCCUAGUGCAAACCGCAUGCUGAUAUUUUUAGAACUUGACACAUCUCAUAUACGAAGUAUCGAUGCAAAAUUUGGGGAAAAUUGAAGGACUGCCGGUCGCUCAAAUUAAAAUUUUUUAUUUACAACAUAAAAAAAUGUUUCCCUUUCUCGUCAAUCAUUUUGAUCGCUAAAACAUUAGUUUUUAUACAGCUGGAAGACCUUUUGGUUCUUCGACCCUCAGCCGAUCUCCCCUACUUCAUCAAGGAUCAGAUGUAAUUGAUAUUUGUCUCAAUCUGCCGGCUAUACGAAAACACCCCUAUAAAUUUGAGAUUGCCUCUUUUUUGAUUCUUGAUUAAUCGAGGGGAUGUUGGAGGGGUUUCAUGGAAAAGGAGCUAAUUAUACGGCGGAUAGAACGGUAGACAUAACAACUAUUGGUAAAUAGAAGCAACCAAUUAGUGGAAAGCGGCUUCUUUGUUUGAAAUUGGAGAAAAAAAAAAUGAAUAAAUAAAGACGUCUCAUGUGAUUCGUCGGAGAACUGGAGAUAAUACGGUACUGAGAUUUUCACAAAGCUUGAAAAAAUUCUGAAGGGUAGUGCUGGAAGUAGUGGUCAGAUUUUGUUCAAAUUUGGGACAAAUGUUGUACUACAGUGGGGAAUCCAGUGGCAAAAAACGACCAUUUUGCAUCCAGGAAGUAUCAAAAAAUGUGGCAAAAUACCUCCCUCUGCAACUGAAAAAAACUCGGAUUCGCCCGCUCUUUUUGUGAGGAACAAAGACGCGCCCUUCAACACGAAACUUUUUCACUUGGAGAGGCAAGCAUUUUGCCACAUUUUUGAUACUUCCCGGAUACAAAAUGAUGCGUUUUUUGCCACUGAAUCAGGUCCCUCACUGUAGGCCACCUUUCAGAUCCUUAAAUUUUUGGCCCAAAGAUUGCAUUUGCUGCCGAAAUACUCAACGUUCUUUGCAGAGGAGAAACUGCAGAAAACGAGGAAGGAGGGAUGGGCCUUGGAAUAAACUUUUUGUAAAAUGCAUGUUUAUAGAAUGUAUAAAUACAAACAAAAAAUAAUACUUAAAUCUUUAGCUGUCUGUAUACACGAAUCUUUGACUCUAAUCUCCCGCCUUUGCAGGUAGAUAACAUUGAGACAGUCCAGCGAUUGUCUCGCCGCUAUGGAGAGGAACACGUUGCCCUGAAGUCUUUCGGUUUCAAACCCGACAUCUGGGUAUCCCUUGCCGACGCUUGUACAGUUGAAUGUGUGAUAUUGGACAUGGCGAGUCAUGCACCGACCGACACGGUUGCGGCGUGGAGUCAAUUUGUCUCGGUUAUGUUCUCCUCAAUCCGUGAUGGUUAUUAUAAUGCCCUGAGGGCACAACGGAUGUCGACGAGGAAGAGUUUGAAGCGGCAGGAAAGCGUGUCCACUCAGGAAUCAUCCGACAAUUCGGUGGGUAAAAUACGAAUUGAAAAAAUUCUCCUAUUUGCAUUCUAAAAUACGAGAUAUCUGAUAUUGUCUGAUGAUAAAUCCAACUCUUUUCAGACCUCAAAAUGCAUGCCACAACGCGAGUUAGUGGAUGCCAACGCCAAUUACACGAUAAUCGAGAUGGUCGGCCCGCGGAAAGAGAGCUUCUCCAACAAUUACAAAAUCGACCGGCCCAUCUUCGAAUAG
This is a messenger RNA of Bursaphelenchus xylophilus (pine wood nematode), 4282 nucleotides long. The record is from the annotation of a GenBank genome assembly. Lineage: Eukaryota; Metazoa; Nematoda; Chromadorea; Rhabditida; Aphelenchoididae.